This is a messenger RNA of Aspergillus novofumigatus IBT 16806, 1600 nucleotides long. Its product is annotated as putative histone acetyltransferase (MysT1). NCBI's taxonomy places the organism in Eukaryota, Fungi, Ascomycota, Eurotiomycetes, Eurotiales, Aspergillaceae. The coding region runs from base 328 to 1380 and encodes 350 amino acids. Gene Ontology annotation, molecular function: histone acetyltransferase activity. The record is from RefSeq and is a predicted model, not a curated record. The transcript has a single exon. Gene Ontology annotation, biological process: regulation of DNA-templated transcription.
GAACGCUGCCAAAACAGCAUCAAUCGUCCAUUGGCCGUAGAGCAUGCAUCCUUCAUGUGCUUGUACUAUCUAUUGUAUUACAUGGGUUAAUAGUCUCAGUGUUAUCAUUUCCAACACAGGACUCCGUUGAGAAUAACUCCUCCGAACAUUAUUGUCUUGCACGCUGGAACUUAACCACACCCUGACGUCGCUUCUCCUCCCGAAAUCUUCCCAGCAACCGCUACGCAGAUGGCUCAGCAUCAGAGGAAGCGUCGCAUACAUAGAAUUGCAACUGUCUCUUUCCCACAGCCUUGACCUUGAUACGUCUCCCAUUUCCUCUCUUACUCAAUGGCCUCUGCCGACGGCGCGUCUCCCCAUGUGAAAUCCCCGACCGAGCGUAACCUGAAACAGGUUGUACUGGGUGACCUUUUAUUCAAGACUUGGUAUCAAUCGAUCUAUCCCGAAGACCUUGUGAGCAAGGAUACAGACCGUUUGUAUGUCUGUUGCUGGUGUUUCUGUUACUCGUGCGACGUGAACAGCCAUGUGAGGCAUAUGCGACUUUGCGAACACCGGACAACACCUCCCGGCGCCCAGGUCUACGAACAUGGCGGAUAUUCAGUAUGGGAGGUGGAUGGAGAAGAACACAAGCUCUAUGCGCAAAAUCUCUCGCUCUUUGCCAAGCUGUUUCUCGACCACAAGUCCGUAUUCUUCGACGUCGCGACUUUCCUGUACUACAUCCUCACGUUCACCGAUCCUGAGAACCCCGAAAAAUACCAUAUUCUAGGAUUUUUCUCCAAGGAGAAACUGUCCUGGGACGCGAACAACCUUGCCUGCAUUUUGGUCUUCCCACCUUACCAACAUAAGCAGCUGGGAAAGUUAUUGAUGGGUGUUAGUUAUAAAAUCAGUGGCUGGGAAGAAGAUGCGGGUUUCAUAGGCGGUCCCGAGAAGCCGCUGAGUGAUAUGGGUGCGCGAAGCUAUUCCCGCUUCUGGCAAGAACGGAUCGGAAGGCGUUUGUUGUCGGACGAUACAGAUGCUUUUGUACAAGAGACACAGCCAGUCAAAGAGACUCGGAAACGGCAUUCAGCAACUUUCAUGACCGUCAGGGAUAUAGGGCAGGCCACUGGGAUGCUGACGGAGGACGUGAUUACGGCCCUCAGAGGAAUGGGCAUUGUUCAACCUGAGACGCCUUCCAAAAGGCGAAAGGCAAAGCAGGCUGCCCAUGAGCCUGGUCACUAUGUCACAAUCCGCAAGUCAGACCUGCUGCGGUGGAUAGAAAGUCGAAAAAUCUCACUACGAGAUCCGGUCAGGGAUGAAAGAUUCAUCGGCAGAUGGGCCUUUAGAGACACGUCUGAUGAGAAUGAUAGUAGCGCGGGUGAAGGGGAGGAUUCGCAUACUGCAUAAUGAUGUUUUUACUCUCGUCAGCCAGGUUGAUGAGUUCAUGAAUGAUGAUAAUCAAUGUUUUCUCGGGCCAGACAUUAGAUACCUAGACCUGUGUCUUUCCCAGGGACAUUCAGCUUUUGAAAGGAAAUAGCUAGAACCAAAUGAGGUUCUGUGGACUAUUGAGACUCAGCACGACAAAGGCUUCAAUCAUAUAAUUUACAAAUACCCAGCCCAAUAGAGU